Talaromyces rugulosus is the source of this 1536-nucleotide messenger RNA. RefSeq lists its product as uncharacterized. The record is from RefSeq and is a predicted model, not a curated record. The transcript is spliced from 5 exons. Gene Ontology annotation, biological process: cytoplasmic translational termination. The coding region runs from base 1 to 1536 and encodes 511 amino acids. Gene Ontology annotation, cellular component: translation release factor complex; cytosol. Lineage: Eukaryota; Fungi; Ascomycota; Eurotiomycetes; Eurotiales; Trichocomaceae. Gene Ontology annotation, molecular function: translation release factor activity, codon specific; sequence-specific mRNA binding.
AUGAGCGCACAACCACAGGCGAAUGAAGCCGAGAAGAACAUCGAGAUAUGGAAGGUCAAAAAGCUCAUCAAGCGCCUUGAACAAGCCAGGGGAAAUGGAACGUCCAUGAUUUCUCUCAUCAUUCCCCCCAAGGAUCAGGUUUCGCGCGCCGCAAAGAUGUUGGCUGAAGAAUUUGGCACGGCUUCCAACAUCAAGUCCCGAGUCAAUCGUCUUUCGGUCCUGUCGGCUAUUACCUCGACCCAGCAACGUCUCAAGUUAUAUACCAAAGUUCCUCCGAAUGGACUCGUCGUCUACUGUGGUGAAAUCAUCACUUCCGAGGGCAAAGAACGAAAGAUCAACAUUGACUUUGAACCCUUUAAACCAAUCAACACGUCUUUGUACCUUUGUGACAACAAAUUUCACACCGAGGCCUUGAGCGAACUGCUCGAGUCGGAUCAGAGAUUCGGGUUCAUCGUUAUGGACGGAAACGGUGCUCUUUUCGGAACACUGAGUGGAAACACUCGAGACGUCAUUCAAAAGUUCAGUGUUGAUCUGCCCAAGAAGCACGGUCGUGGUGGUCAGUCAGCCCUUCGUUUCUCUCGUCUUCGAGACGAGAAGCGCCACAACUAUGUCCGCAAGGUUGCCGAGGUUGCUGUGCAAAAUUUCAUCACAAACGACAAGGUCAACGUAGCAGGGAUUGUUCUUGCUGGUUCCGCUGAUUUCAAGAACGAUCUCAAUCAGUCCGAUCUGUUCGACGGUCGGUUGCAGACCAAAGUGAUCAAGGUUGUCGACGUGUCUUAUGGUGGCGAGAACGGCUUCAACCAGGCCAUCGAACUCGCCGCCGAAACCCUGGGUAAUGUCAAGUUCAUCCAGGAGAAGAAAUUGAUCGGCAAAUAUUUCGAAGAAAUCAGCCAGGACAGCGGCAAGGUCUGCUAUGGUAUUGAGGAUACCCUCAAGGCACUGGAACUCGGUGCCGCAGAAAUUUUGAUUGUCUUUGAAAAUCUCGACGUCACCCGUUGGGCCCUCAAGGCGUCCACUGGCGAAGAGGUCGUUAUUCAUACCACCAAGGGUCAAGAGUCAAACCGAGAACUUUUUAUGGACAAGGAGACCGGCCAGGAAAUGGAAAUCUCAGAUCAAGGCUCAUUCCUAGAAUGGCUCGCCGAAAAGUACAAGGAUUUCGGUGCCACACUCGAGUUCGUUUCGGAUCGCUCGAGUGAGGGUAACCAGUUUGUCAAAGGUUUUGGUGGUAUCGGAGCAAUCCUUCGCUACAAGGUGAACUUUGAACAGCUUGCCGAUUAUUCUGACGAAGACGAGUUUUACGACGGUAUGAACUUUUUUUUCUUGUUUUAUCGCGAGAGCGAGGAUGGGCCCCCAGAUGUCUCCUCAGUGGAUUCUCUGACGGCUUGCCGUGCAAAAAGCCAAGCCGUUGCCAACCAGAGCUUCAUGGCCGCUUCAGUUGAAGUCGCUAGCCAUAUAACUCUGAGCUCCACCAAGUUAGUCCGAGACCCAUCCAAACUCUACAAUGGAAAAUGCUUCGCAAUGGCAUACCUAUCAUAG